Molecule: messenger RNA, 1209 nt
Organism: Hyaloperonospora brassicae
Lineage: Eukaryota; Oomycota; Peronosporomycetes; Peronosporales; Peronosporaceae
Source: the annotation of a GenBank genome assembly
AUGGUAUCUCAUGACACGCUUUCCGGCCUUGGCAUGUGUGCAGUGGCACUGCUUUAUGGGGUGCAGGCGUUGACCAAAGGCCACGAUUUGUCGUCGGCCCCGCUCAUGGAACAGGAACAUGGAGCAAUCUGGUACGACACUGCAGGAAAGAAAGCUGCGAUCGAAGACAUCCUUGGGGAAGGAGGAAUGGACAGUGUGCGACUUCGUCUGUGGGCCGCGAAAGAGUACGGCUUGGAAUACACGUUGGCACUGGCGCAGCGGUACGUCAAAGCGGGUUACAAGAUAUUCCUCGAUCUGCACUUUUCCGACAUUUGGGCGCAGCCCUCGGACCAGCACACUCCGUCCGCUUGGGACAAUUCGUCGAUGGAGACGUUGGCAGCUGCGUGUCGCGACCACGUGAGCUCAACGCUCAAUGCUUUUACUAAAGGUGGAGUCGAGCUCGACAUUUUGUCGAUUGGCAAUGAAAUCACGGCUGGAUUCCUCUAUCCGACUGGAAAGAUCAAGAACAACGACUUUGGUCCGUUUGCGAAGCUAUGGAAAGCCGCGCGCCAAGGUGUGGCGGAUGCCGUGACGGCCGGGACAAAACAGCCAAAGGUCAUGAUCCACUUGGACAACGGCUGGAAGUACGAGACCAUGUCGUGGUUUUUCAAGGGCCUCCUUGCCGAGGGUACGCUAGGUAUCGACGACUUCGAUGUGCUUGGGUUCUCCUUCUACCCGUACUAUGACGUGCACGCGACGCUUCCAGCGCUCACCCACUCGCUCACGGAACUCGCAAAGACCUACAAGAAACCAAUCUACGUCGCAGAGACUGACUGGCCCACGAAUUGCACGACAGUCACGCUAAGUGAAGACUUUGCAAUCAGUGCUCGAGGUCAACGAGACUGGAUGACGGCCAUCAUGAACAUCCUGGAAGGCUUGCCAAAUGGACUAGGCGCUGGCAUUUUCUACUGGGAGCCAGGGUUUAUCUCCGUGGCGGGACUUGGCAGUGCAUGUGGGUCGAACUUGCUCUUCGACGUCAAUUGGAAUUCAUGGCCGGCCACGCACGCCAAAGCGCUCUCGUCAGUCUUCAUGUUUGAAGAAGGUGGUUCGAAGAAAGACAAGGGCAAGGAUCCUCAGUGUCACCAGCCCGCUAGAGGUCCUCCAGCCGGGUCCCCCAAGGACGCCCAACAUGACUUCUCGCAACUUGACGCGAACGGCUGUUCGGAAUGA